AUGGAACUAUCAAAGGUUUUGGUUAUAAACCCAAAUAGUUCUGUCUCAAUGACCGACGAAAUUCGAAAGAAUAUAGAGAAUGUAUAUCUAAUAAAAGCUAGAGUUUUGUCAUUCCAAGUUGAGUAUUUCACAGGUCCACCUUCUUCCCCGUCGCAAAUAGAUGGCAUUGAAACCAGCCUUCAAAGUACAAAGGAAUGUUUACCGUAUUUAAUUGAACCCGAGUCCAAAUAUUAUUAUCAAAAAUUUCAUGGUAUUCUGGUAGCAUGUUUCUCCGACCAUCCUUUGGUUCAUGAACUGAUAAAUUUUGCAAGCAAAGCUGAAUAUGAUGUUCCAAUUAUUGGGUUAUUAAAUUCAAGUAUUCAGUACUGUACUCUGUUGGAAAAUAAGAACUUCUCUAUCAUUACCUCAAACAAGGAAUGGGUUGACAUUUUAAAUAAGUCCGUGGAAGAGAACUUUAUAACCGAAAGUAUUAAAAAGCAACAGUUAUGGCGAGGAACAAUAUCAACCGAGUUGCAAGUACUUGAUUUACAUAGUAAGUGUAACUAUCAAGGCAUUAUAAAUAUCAUCAAAUCAGAAAAUAUUGAGAGAUUAAAAUCGAAAAUUAUCAUUCUAGGUUGUGCUGCAUUUUCCUCUUUAACAAAUGACUUGACCGCAACUUUUAAACAGGAUAACAUUGAAUUUAUUGACACCAUUAUUCUUGGUAUAAACACGUUAAUAAGUUUGAUAGAGUAUCGUAAACUUUAG
Naumovozyma dairenensis CBS 421 is the source of this 744-nucleotide messenger RNA. RefSeq names its product Dcg1p (gene DCG1). The coding region runs from base 1 to 744 and encodes 247 amino acids. The record is from RefSeq and is a predicted model, not a curated record. Lineage: Eukaryota; Fungi; Ascomycota; Saccharomycetes; Saccharomycetales; Saccharomycetaceae. The transcript has a single exon.